AGUUAUCAUUUAGUUAUUCCCGUGAUUAACACGAGGUACUUUGAUGAGAACACAGCCUACCAAUGGAUGAAAGCUUACUCACCCGUGAUCAAACCUCCAGCAAAUCUCGCCGAAAUUCAGGAUGUUAUUUGCCCUGUCGAUACGUGCUAGCAAUGUUGGCUUGCGCAGGUUUUUCUGUGGUUUACCUGUUACGAGUGAACUUGAGUGUGGCUUUGGUUGCAAUGGUUAAUUCGACUUACGCUAAUUCGAAGGCUUCCGCGAAUAAUCCUGAAUGCCAAAGAAACACAUCAAAAACAUCUACAGAAAAGGAGGGAGAGUUUGAGUGGGAUCAGGAGACACAAGGACUCAUCUUGGGGUCAUUUUUCUAUGGUUAUAUUAUUACUCAAGUGCCUGGUGGCUGGUUAGCUGCACGAGUUGGGGCCAAGUACUUAUUUGGUUUUGGAGUACUUUGUACAUCAAUAUUGACAUUGUUUACCCCUGCUGCUGCAAAUCACAGUGUUGGGAUGUUUAUUCUAGUCAGAAUAUUGGAGGGUUUUGGAGAGGGUGUGACGUUCCCAGCCAUGCAUGCCAUGUGGAGUAACUGGGCUCCACCAUUAGAGAGAAGCAAGCUUUGCACCUUGUGUUAUUCAGGCCUUAGUAUUGGGACAGUAAUUGGCUUGCCAUUGGCUGGUGUGCUGUGCUCAUCUGAUCUUUGGGGAGGAUGGCCAUCUGUAUUUUAUAUUUUUGGAAUGUUAGGUAUUCUUUGGUUCAUUAUUUGGAUGAUCUUUGUUCAUGACAAACCAGCAAAUCACCCCAGAAUAUCUGAGAUGGAGAGAGAUUACAUCAUAUCAAGCAUAAGUUCUGGACAGGACAACAAGAAAAGAAAUUAUGGCACCCCUUGGCGUCAUAUAUGGACAUCACCAGCUGUUUGGGCCAUCAUUGUGGCACACUUUUGUAACAAUUGGGGUUUUUAUACUUUUCUUACCUGCUUGCCCUCAUACUUUAAAGAAGUUCUUAAUUUUUCAAUUUCUAAGAAUGGUUUUGUUUCUGCCAUUCCCUUUUUAUUAGCUUUUUUUGUUUCGGUUGGUGGGGGACAAGUGGCAGAUUGGUUGCGUUAUAACAAAAUAUUAACAACUGGAGAGGUUCGCAAAGUAUUUGGUACUGGAGGUUUUCUCAUUCCUACAUGUCUUAUGGUGUCAACAAGUUAUGUUGGUUGUGAUGACACAACUCUAGCUGUUGUUUUGUUCUCACUUGCUCUUGGAAUGUCAGCACUUAAUACAUCUAGCUAUAAUGUCAAUCACCUGGAUAUUGCCCCAAGAUAUGCUGGGGUCCUCAUGGGAAUUACCAACUCAGCAGCAACAAUUCCUGGGAUGGUUGGUCCCUACGUGGUUGGUUAUUUAACCAACAAUGAGCCAACAAGGGCACAGUGGCAGAAAGUAUUCUAUAUAUCUGCUGGUAUUUAUGUUGUUGGCUGGAUCGUUUAUAUGCUUUUGGGAAGUGGCAAGCAGCAGCCAUGGAACACUCCAUUUGAGGAUCUUUUGGUGCCCAUUGAUAUUCCCAGGGAGCCAAGAAAACCUGUUUUGACUGAUCUCCUUUCAGUGAACAAUCCAGAAUAUCAGUUUGCUGGUGCAUCUCAUUCUGGAGUGGAAUAGCGAUUUUUUUCAGGCCUGUUCUUUACACGCUUAUUAGAGGAGAAUGGCUAUGAACACCAUCUGUGUUUUAUUUGAGUUUAGGUUGGGUGCUGAGUGACUGUGUACAUUCUUUCCUUUGCCUUUGGGAGAAAAAGGGCAGUAACAAAAACAGAUUUUUAAGGAGCAUAAUGACAUUACCUCGGUAAACAAAUGCCAGAUUUUAAUAUUAAUGGAGCUACUUUUUUUUUAACUUUCUAGUCAUCAUUAUAAAAAAAUUUUUGGAUUUUAAAUAAUUUUAGUGUGGAGAAAAAUAAUGGUUUUAUAAUGACAGAAAAUAAGAUUUUAUGGAUAUCCCAAACCCAGAUCUUUUGAUGGAGUUCAUUUUCCUUGAAUGUAAAUUUCAGAGCAUGAUGAUGAUUCUUAAAAUUUUAAUUUUUUGUGGUUUUAAGAGCAAUUCAUUGUGAACGAUGCAGGAUUUGCAUUUCACGAAAAUAACCUUGAGCUGUAUUUCCUUUCUGAGCGAAGAAAAGGGGGAAGGUAUGUGUCACUGCUUCAAUUGAUUAACGGAUAGGGUCUGAAUUGAUCACGUAAUUAUACUGUCAUGAAGAUAAGGCUUUAAAAGGCCAAAAGAUUACUCAA
This is a messenger RNA of Pocillopora verrucosa, 2249 nucleotides long. RefSeq names its product sialin. Gene Ontology annotation, biological process: monoatomic anion transport; transmembrane transport. Gene Ontology annotation, cellular component: membrane. Gene Ontology annotation, molecular function: transmembrane transporter activity. NCBI's taxonomy places the organism in Eukaryota, Metazoa, Cnidaria, Anthozoa, Scleractinia, Pocilloporidae. The record is from RefSeq and is a predicted model, not a curated record.